UUCGAUCGCAGGUCGUGUUGUUAUUCUCUCUGGUUCCUGAGGGUUUACUCGUCCAGGUUGAAUGGAAGGGGGCGAGCUGAGGAGCCGAGCCGAUCCGGGCCCGUCCAGACCGGAUCAGGUCACCAGGGAGAGCAGCACCCAGACUGACAGCCGGGUGCAAGGUUAUGGCCCCAGGUUAUCGAAGGUCAAUCUCUUCACCUUACUGAGUCUGUGGAUGGAGCGGUUCCCUCAGGAGCAGCAUGAGGACGAGGACCACAGUCAGAUCCGGGGGAUGGGCUUGGUGGUGGUGCAGGACAGCAAGGUGCUGGGACUCCACUGUUCGGGCGCCGAGCUCCACGCCGGGCAGGCCGCCAUCAUCCAGCAUGGCGCCCGCUUGGCUGACUGUCACCUGUACUUCUCCAGGAGACCCUGUGCCACGUGCCUCAAGAUGAUCAUCAACGCUGGGGUCAGUCAGAUCUCCUUCUGGCCCGGUGACCCUGAGGUCAGCAUGCUGGGCUCCACCCCCACAAACCAUGGGGACCCCCGCUCCCACAGUCUGCCGGGCUGCGUCACGGAGGAGGCCGCGCUGGACGCCGUGGCAACGGAGAAGCUGAAGUCCAAUAGCCGGCCGCACAUCUGUGUGCUGCUGCAGCCGCUGGCGUCGGGCCUGGCUCAGUUCCUCCAUGAGACGUCCAGAGAGUGCGACUUCAUGGAGAAGGUGGCUGAUGAUGAACCAGGGCUGAACACAGAGGAGCUCUACAACAGAGAACGGACCAGACACCUGAAGGAUUUCUCCAGACACUUCCUGGUCGGGACGCCGCAGCAGCACCGGGACAUUCUGAAGCAAAUGGGUCUGGAGAACUUCUGCGUGGAGCCGUACUUCUCCAACCUGAGACAGAACAUGAUGGAGCUGGUGGAGGUUCUGGCUGCGGUGGCUGCCGGGGUGCCGCUGCGACGCCACGGAUUCCACAGGGAGCAGAGUUCGACCCCCGAGCAGCCGCUGCCUCCUCAUCAUGAGGGCGUGUCCCAAGAAGUGGCUCGUCACUGCAUUAUCCAAGCCAGACUGCUCGCCUACAGAACAGAGGAUCCUAAAGUGGGCGUGGGCGCUGUUAUCUGGGCCAGACGACUCUCGCGGAGGAGUUUAGACGGAGUGGGACGUCUGUACCUCUUGGGUUGUGGGUACAACGCCUACCCAGCCGGCUCGCAGUACGCAGAGUACCCGCAGAUGGACACCAAACAGGAGGACCGACAAAGACGCAAAUACAGAUACAUCGUCCACGCGGAGCAGAACGCCCUCACCUUCAGGACUCGAGAAAUCAAAUCGGGGGAGGCCACCAUGCUGUUUGUCACCAAGUGUCCGUGUGACGAGUGCGUGCCUCUGAUCAGAGGAGCCGGCAUCACACACAUCUACACCACGGACCAGGACAGGGACAAAGACAAAGGAGACAUUUCCUACCUGAGGUUCAGCAGCUUGAAGGACGUCAGCAAGUUCACGUGGCAGAGGAGCCCUUCACUUUGCUCGGCGUCCUCUCCUGACAUUGCCAACGGUUGCGUUGGGAAGCAGAGCAGGCGCACGGAGGAGGAGGAGAGCCACAGCAGCAAGAAGCUGUGCGUCAACAGGCCGCACAACCCGCCGUCCGUCAGCUGAGCAUCGCCCCGGACAACCGGACAGAUGGACGUACCAACCAGAAAGCUCACGUGCCACAGAUCAGAACAUUCAACGGUUCAAGUUGGGAGACGCAGGGCUGGGAGUUGUGUGUGUGAAGCUCUUCUCCCAGUGAGAGACAAGAAGAAGCUGCUGAGCUUCCUCCAGCACAAUGACCUCAAUGGGAAAUCAGUAAAACAGAGGGAGGGAUGAAAGAGGAGAAGAGUGUCAGGACUAAAUGGCUGGUUUUUAAAUGCAUGGGAUGAGGGAAGGAAAUAUGGGGACAACAAACAAACAAAUAUUUUAAUAUAAUAUAAACUGUGACAUGUAGAUUUAUCUUUUUUUAUAUACAUAUUUAAAUGGUGAAUAGUUUAUUUAAACGGUGUAAGGUUUCAAUGUCAUACUGAAUGUGUGUGUGUUUGUACGUGAGUGUGUGUGUCACUUCUAUUGAAGUGAAUAAAGUUUAAAA
This is a messenger RNA of Limanda limanda (common dab), 2093 nucleotides long. It is a transcript of the gene cdadc1, whose product is annotated as cytidine and dCMP deaminase domain containing 1. The transcript is spliced from 11 exons. Lineage: Eukaryota; Metazoa; Chordata; Actinopteri; Pleuronectiformes; Pleuronectidae. Gene Ontology annotation, molecular function: tRNA-specific adenosine deaminase activity; zinc ion binding. Gene Ontology annotation, biological process: tRNA wobble adenosine to inosine editing. The record is from RefSeq and is a predicted model, not a curated record. The coding region runs from base 62 to 1627 and encodes 521 amino acids.